Molecule: messenger RNA, 3582 nt
Organism: Morone saxatilis (striped sea-bass)
Lineage: Eukaryota; Metazoa; Chordata; Actinopteri; Moronidae
Gene: cyp26b1
Product: cytochrome P450 26B1
Exons: 7
Coding region: 1005-2543 (512 amino acids)
Biological process (GO): sterol metabolic process
Molecular function (GO): oxidoreductase activity, acting on paired donors, with incorporation or reduction of molecular oxygen; iron ion binding; monooxygenase activity
Source: RefSeq, a predicted model, not a curated record
GAGAGAGAGGAGCGCUCAGAAACAGAAAGGUACACAGAGAAGAGAGUGGACGACAGAAAGUGAGAGAAGGAGAAGGAGGACGGUGGCUCUUGAGCAUCUCCUGCGCACCUAUUCAUCCCUGCACGCUCACGGAUCUUAAAAGUCUACACUUUAUCUUCCUCGUGUUUGCUUCAGAGAGAGAUUAAAAACUUUUUUAAAGAGGCUUUUUUGAAAAAACAAAACAAAACACUUUUUUUGGAGUUGAGAGGAGAGAGAGAGAGAGAGAGAGAGAGAGACGCGAUUCCUGGAAGAGCUUUCGUUCAUUUUUCCCCCCAAACCAAGUCUUUCCAUCCCUCGAGAAGUUUUAAAAAGUAAAGCCCUUGUUAGUUCCAGGGCUCGGCUUCACUUUUUCCACGUGUCCCACGGUGUCCCAGCUUUUGACAUAAACGUGUCACCUUGAGAUUUUUGCUUGCCUUCAAGUUUCAGAUAAAAAAAAAACUUCAUUUUAAGUCACUGACCCACAAACGAGACCAAAAAUGAGAUUUCAAACAUCAGGACAGUCCCCAGCCUUGUGUGAUUGUUGUGCUAAAUGCUUAAAUCAUUAAAACAAAGUGAGUUUUAAUGGUUUUAUUUUUUCACUUUACACGCUGAGGAGUGAUACUGAAGAUACGGGGAGCGCAGCUCACCUGUAGCAUCUCCUCCGCUCAGGCGACACUCUGAUUUGCACUUUUUACGCACAGAAACGCCACUUUGUGACUAUUUGAAGAUAGAGAUUCAAUCUAUCUGAAAGAAAAGAUCGCACUCCACAAAGUUCAUUCAUUCUGAAAGCACACUUCCAGAGGGCUCGGGAGUGCGUAAAAGAGCGCUGCGCUUUUACGCAAAAAAACUUCCAACUUUUAAAUCAUCCAGAUCCGGAUCCAGAUCUACACAUUUUUGUCACGAAUAUAAACUUUAAAGAAACUUUCACCAGCUUUUUUUGAAAAGUCGUCCGGAGCUCCAGAGAGACCGCCGGGCUCUCCAUCACCAUGCUGUUCGACAGUUUCGACCUCGUCUCGGCUCUGGCCACUCUGGCCGCCUGCCUGGUGUCCAUGGCCCUGCUCCUCGCCGUCUCCCAGCAGCUGUGGCAGCUUAGAUGGACGGCCACGCGGGAUAAAAACUGCAAGCUUCCCAUGCCCAAAGGAUCCAUGGGCUUCCCUUUCAUCGGCGAGACCUGCCACUGGCUUCUGCAGGGUUCGGGAUUCCAUGCGUCGCGGAGGCAGAAGUACGGCAACGUGUUCAAGACCCACCUGCUGGGCCGCCCUCUGAUCCGGGUGACGGGCGCAGAGAAUGUGCGCAAGGUGCUGAUGGGCGAGCACACGCUGGUGACGGUGGACUGGCCUCAGAGCACCGCCACGCUGCUGGGACCCAACUCACUGGCCAACAGCAUCGGAGACAUCCACCGCAAGAGGAGGAAGGUGUUUGCCAAAGUGUUCAGCCACGAGGCCUUGGAGUCCUACCUUCCGAAAAUCCAGCAGGUCAUCCAGGAGAGCCUCCGGGUGUGGAGCUCCAACCCUGAGCCCAUCAACGUCUACAGGGAGAGCCAGAGGUUGUCAUUCACCAUGGCGGUGAGGGUGCUGCUGGGAUUCAGGGUGUCAGAGGAGGAGAUGAGGCAUCUCUUCUCAACCUUCCAGGACUUUGUUGACAACCUGUUCAGCCUGCCGAUAGACCUGCCGUUUAGCGGCUACAGAAAGGGUAUCCGGGCACGAGACACCCUGCAGAAAAGCAUAGAGAAGGCCAUCAGGGAGAAGCCGCUGUGCUCCCAGGGGAAGGAUUACAGCGAUGCGCUGGACGUCCUGAUGGAGAGUGCCAAAGAGAACGGCACUGAGCUCACCAUGCAGGAACUGAAGGAGUCGACCAUUGAGCUGAUCUUUGCUGCCUUCGCUACCACGGCCAGCGCCAGCACCUCACUCAUCAUGCAGCUCCUCCGCCACCCUGCCGUCCUGGAACGCCUGAGGGAGGAGCUGAGAGCCAGGGGUCUCCUCCACAAUGGCUGCCUCUGCCCUGAAGGAGAGCUGAGGCUGGACACCAUCGUGAGCCUCAAGUACCUGGACUGUGUCAUCAAGGAGGUGUUGAGACUCUUUACGCCAGUCUCAGGGGCCUACCGAACAGCCAUGCAAACCUUCGAACUUGACGGAGUCCAGAUUCCAAAGGGCUGGAGUGUGAUGUACAGCAUUCGGGACACCCACGACACCUCAGCUGUCUUCAAGGAUGUGGAUGCCUUUGACCCUGACCGCUUCAGUCAGGAGCGGGGAGAAGACAAAGAGGGACGCUUCCAUUACCUGCCCUUUGGCGGUGGUGUCCGGUCCUGCCUGGGCAAGCAGCUUGCCACCCUCUUCCUUCGCAUCCUGGCUAUUGAGCUGGCCAGCACCAGCCGUUUUGAGCUGGCCACCCGGCAGUUCCCCCGCGUGGUCACAGUACCGGUGGUCCACCCUGUCGACGGGCUGAAGGUCAAGUUCUACGGAUUGGACUCCAACCAGAACGAGAUCAUGGCCAAGUCGGAAGAGCUGCUGGGAGCGACUGUUUGAAGGGCAGAGAGUUGAUGAGUAGGGGGGUGAGUGAUCGAAGAAGUCUUUAGGGAGAAGAUUGAAGGAAGGAAAGAAAGAAUUUCAGAGUUAUUUUUUCUUCUCCACCUUUGCUCUGCCAAGUUGGAGGUUCCUUUUCAGACUAAAAGAAAAGCAGAAGUCUUCGUCUCUUGUUACAGCUGAUGAUGAUCGGGACUUUCCUCUGAGAAAGGAAGAAGCUGCCAAAAAAGUUCUUAAUUAUGCUCUAUUCUGUGUAUUUUUUUAAAGAAAUAUACAAACAAAAUGUAUGUACAAAAAAGCUAUGUAAUAUAAUUUGAAAGAGAAUGUGGGUAGUGCACAAUGGGAGAAAGAGAAGUAUGGUGGUACUUUUGGGGAAAUGAAGUGUUGAAAUUAGAAAAGUAAAGGAAAAGAUGGUUGUGGGAGGAAGGCAAGAUGGAUGAAACAGGGUAUAGGACGAAAGAAUAUGAUAUUUUAGCAUUUUGCUUAUGCUUAAUCAAAUGCAGUGAACCAUUUCAGUUGUCUAGCAGGGUAAAAGAGAUGGGUAUAUAAACUGAAAGUUGUAGAUUUUCUGGUCAAAAUGUGUGCAUUUAGAGCCAGAAUUUUUCACGGUGCCACCCAGUUUCAACUCAUGUUUUCUGUUUAUUUGAAAAAGAUUUGAAAGAAUGAUAGAAAUCAGUACUGGCUUUGUGUUUUCCAUCAAAGGUCCAUCAAGAUUUGAAUUGAUUACUAGCUUACAGAUACAGUCAAAAGGAUCAUAGCACAUUGCAGGUUGUGGCACAGAUACACUGUGUUGCUGAGCUCAGAUUUGUGGUCCACCGUUCCUUCAAGUCGACUACAUCAUGAUGCAGUAAAUUAUUUGACCGUCUUAAAUUUGUACUGCUAAUGAGGGUCAAGUAUCAAUUCAGGAAGUGAAGGGCUGUGCUUAGAAAUGUUCUGACGGGGAAAAUAUACUGGCUGCACACUGGGGCAGAAAACAUAACAUUUUGAAUCUAUGUAAAUGGGCAAUUUGUUCAAUAUAUUAUGACCUUUCCUGCUGUUUUUU